AAGCUAACGUUUGUUAGCUAAUGUUAGCCGGCACAGCUGUGCGUUGAAUAAACAACACUGAUUGGGCAACGUUAAUUAAGCCAAUUUAUGCUUUUCACACAAAGGAGGAAGCUGAUGCCUGUCUAGGUGCUCUGGUUGCCUAAGGACACACCUGCUCUGCUCGUUCAUCCGCACGUUCCUCUUUCAUAUAUUCUCUAUGCCUCUGCCCGAUUAUGUCCCUCUCUCUUACAGAGUCUGUCUGUAAGACUCCUCUCUCUCCAUCCCUCUCUCCAUCCCUCCUUGAUCUGUCUUUUUCUCCAUCUGCGUGCGCGCCCCUCCUGACCGCCAGGCUGGAUUUCCUACAGAUGAAACACCUGAAGAGGAAGAGGAAGAGCAACUACAGCGUGCGUGAGACACAGACCCUGAUCCGGGAGAUCCACAAGAGACGAGACGUGCUGUUCUCGCGCCAGCAAAACACAGCCAUCAAUGAAUUGAAGAGACGAGCUUGGGAGGAGGUGGCAGGAGGCGUCAACGCUCUCGGAGAGGGCGAGCUACGCACAGCUGCAGAGGUGAAGCGGCGUUACCUGGACUGGCGGUCGUUGAUGAAAAGGAAGCAGCUCCGGGCUGAGCUGUCUCUCUCCACAGGGCUGAAGGCAGAGUAUGAGCCCUCCUCCCCCGAACACGACGCAUCUCUUGGCUCGGGGGACCAGUCGCUUGACCUCUCUGGCUUUCCUAAGGAGUCGCAAUGCGACUGGCAGGACCUGGCAGAUCUCGGGGAGCCCAGUGGACACGCAGUAGCAACUGGUGUUAAGAUGGAGGAGGAGGCCAAUGGGUACAGGCUGGAGGGCGAUAGCGGAGAGGGGGAUGGAGAAGGUGAGGUAGAAGACGACGACGAGGAGGACUGUUUCCCCUCCCUCCUACCUGACAUGGGAGAGCGUGACGGACGCAUUCCUGAAGUCUUCUCUCACAUUGAUGAGUUCGGGAUGCCCAGCGCCUCCAAGGGUGGGACAGCCUCGAUGAAUCGGGACCUCUCGUUGGGAGGCCUCGGCGGAAUGGGCUUUGCUGGGUUAGGACUGGCCAAUCACGAGAGUACGGGGCUUUUAGUUGCCAUGGAGAAGCAACGCGUGGAGCUGGAGAAGCAGCGCCUCGCUGUGGAAACGGAGCGGCUGGCAGUGGAAAGAGAGCGGCUGCUCCUGGAGAAAGAGAGACUGCGGCAGUCCGAGGUGGAAAAGGAGCGGCUGCAACUGGAGAGAGAGCGCCUGCAGUUAGAGAGAGAGAGGCUGAGGGUGCUACUCCUGAACCAAUCCGAACGGGCCCCCCCCCAGCAAGGCCCGCCUUCCUCUUCUACCUCCACACCUACCACCUCUUCCCUGGCCGUGGAUGGAACGACUGACAGAAAGGACGACAAACCCUGGCUGUCUGUGAUAGACCUGGAGGGCGAGAGACUGAGGCUGGAGAAGGAGAGAUUACAGUUAGAGAAAGAGAGGCUGCAGUUCUUUAAGUUUGAGUCUGGACGACUGCAGAUAGAGAGGGAGAGACUGGAGGUGGAGAGGGAGAGAAUGCAGCUUCACAAGGACCAAGGGCACUGAGAGGGAGGGAGGGAGGGAGUGGGGGAGAGAAGGGAUAUCCAUGAGGUACGUGCCUGGAGGGAAAGGACCGGCCAGAUAUGUACUUCUAAGAACAGAGUCAUCUCAGUGGCCCAGUAAGGCUAUCUGCUGGCUGUCUGUGUCAUCUCCCGUGGUCUUUGCUACUGGAAGUGUGUGUUUUAGGACAACCCAAUUGUGGAAGUCCCGGAGAUUAAAAACAUUCAAGUGUUUUGAGUUAGGGUUAUUUGAGGGCUUUAUGGUAGGGUUGUCCCUAGGAUCUCACUUGGCUUCUACCUUCUUCCUUUUCUUAGUACUGUUCAGUCUGAUCCACAGUUGGUUGAAACAAGGUGCACUGGUCGACCAAUCAGACAGUAAAACCAUCAAACUGCCAUUAGAUCAACUGGGGAUCUUCAGUCGUCUCCUAGUUCAUAACAGGAUUUCUUAUCAGUUUUGUUUCCUCUCCGAGGCAAGACCCAGACUGCAGCUGAAACUUAGCAGCUUUGUCCAAUCACAUUAAAGUAUCUCCCUGCCAAUGUUUCUGUUAAGUCUGUGACCUGUCGCAUUAACAGGGGGAUUGAAAGUAGUGGUCCAUUUAACAAUGUUGAUCUUUUGAUCAUCUGUGUCUGUAUAAUGUGUGUUUGUAUAAAGUGUGUGGUUGUGCACAGGAAGAAAUGGUCCCCCCGUUGAAGUUGUGUGUAGCUCAGUUACUGUCAAUAUAUCGUCCAAACAUGGACCUAGUAUAGCUGUAAAUUCAAAGCACAAAAUGCUUUAUCUAUAACUGUGACUGUGUUCCAACCAGUGUCAUAUAAGGCCUUAUUACAGAGAUCUCUUUUCAAUUGUAUUGUCUUUUCUAAUUCUGUUAUUUUGAUAGUGUGUGUGUGUGUGUGUGUGUGUGUGUGUGUGUGUGGUUGUGUAACCUGAAGUGUGUGUGUGUGUGUGUGUCAUAUGCCCGUUGUCCAAGAAAAGAGUAGAACAUCUCUGCUGGUUCAGUCUUAAAAAAAAAAAAAAAGGGCAAUGACUGAAGAUGGUGCUGCCUAUAUGCUUUUUGCAUUUGCCUUUAGGACUCAAUAAAGGAUAGGAAACAAUUGUUAUUUUCA
Messenger RNA from Esox lucius (northern pike), 2662 nucleotides. RefSeq names its product Myb/SANT-like DNA-binding domain containing 4 with coiled-coils (gene msantd4). The transcript has 5 exons. The record is from RefSeq and is a predicted model, not a curated record. Lineage: Eukaryota; Metazoa; Chordata; Actinopteri; Esociformes; Esocidae. The coding region runs from base 213 to 1568 and encodes 451 amino acids.